AUGGAACAAAGAGGACGGGAGCGUCGGCCUUUGCUCGGAGUCUUGGCGCUGUUUUUAUUCGUCCGUUCUGCUUCCGCACAGCUCAGAUAUUCCAUAUCCGAGGAGCUCAAUGAGGGGACUUUUGUUGGGAAUGUUGCGAAGGAUUUAGGAAUAGAGCUGUCUUCAAUAAAGCAGAGGGGAUUCCGCAUUAUGUCCAGCUCGAGUGAACGCCUUUUCAAGGUAAAUGAGAACGACGGGGCCCUUUACGCAAACCGUAAAAUUGACCGAGAGGAGGUUUGUAAGGAGAGCAGUGCGUGCCUGAUUAAUAUUAAAACCGUACUUGACAACCCAAUGGAGGUGCAUUAUAUCACAGUGGAAAUAAUAGAUAUAAACGACCACUCCCCCACAUUCCCGGAGAAGACAAAACGACUGGAAAUAUUCGAGUCUGCUUUACCGGGUGCUAAAUAUCAGCUGCAAAAUGCAUAUGACCCGGACGGUGGUGUAAACUCCGUGCAACAGUACAAAAUCAGCCAAAACGAUCACUUCCGCUUGGAGGUAAAAGAUCGAGGGCGAGACGGCAAAACGCCAAUUUUGCAGUUGCAGAGGCAGCUUGACAGAGAGAGCAAACGCAACCAUAAACUGGUGCUGACAGCCAUUGAUGGGGGUACACCUCCCAAAACAGGCUCGGUUGAAAUCCUCAUCGAUGUUCUGGACGUGAAUGACAACAUGCCGGUGUUCACUAAAGAGACUUAUUCUGUAACGCUGCAAGAGAACGCCCCCCUGGGUACGACUGUCAUUCAAGUUAACGCGACAGACUCUGAUUUUGGCUCCAACGGGGAAGUUGUUUAUUCGUUCGGAAGUGACGUCAGAGAUAAAAUUAGGCAAUUAUUUAACAUUGAUCCUGUCACUGGGGAGAUUAUUGUGAAAGGUAACGUUGAUUUUGAGGAGCAAGACAGUUAUGAUAUUGACAUCCAGGCAUCAGAUAAAGGAAGUAUUCCAUUCAAAACGGAUAAAAGUGUAAUUAUUAAAAUUAUUGAUGUGAAUGAUAAUCGUCCAGAGAUAGAAGUGACGUCUUUGUCUCGUGCAGUGUCUGAGGACUCUCGACCCGGGACAACCGUAGCUCUCAUCAGUGUUACAGAUUUAGACUCCGGCCUUAACGGUAAAAUAAUAAGUCAUGUUUCGGAAGAGUCUCCUUUUAUGUUGACUGCAUCGAUGCAGGAUAACAUGUAUGCUGUUGUUACUAAGUCCCAGCUUGACAGGGAACAAAAACAGGCAUAUGAUAUAACAAUAAUUGCUAAAGACUCAGGUGAACCAGCUCUAACCUCCAAGCAGAUGAUCAGUGUUUUUGUUUCAGACACUAAUGAUAACAGCCCGGAAUUUUUAUUGAGUCCAUACACUUUCUAUAUUAGUGAAAAUAACAAACCAGGGGAUUCAGUCUUUUCUGUAAAAGCGUUUGAUCGUGACGAAGGGGAAAACGCCCAAAUAUCUUAUCACAUUCUGAGAAACAUAGCAAAGGAAAAUGGGCACACAUCAUUUCUGAAUAUCAAUUCUGAAACGGGAGAAAUUCUGGCACUGAAAAGUUUUGACUUUGAGACGCUGAAAAGCUUCCAGUUCCAAGUGGUGGCCACAGAUGGUGGAAGUCCUCCCCUGAUCAGCAACGUGACAGUGAAGGUGUUCAUUCUGGAUCAGAAUGACAACGCUCCAGUCAUCCUGUAUCCGGUCAGCUCCAAUGGUUCUGCCCAAGGUGUGGAGGAGAUUCCUCGCAACAUCAAAGCAGGAGACUUGGUGACCAAAGUCCGGGCCUACGACGCUGACAUCGGCUAUAAUGGCUGGUUGCUCUAUUCGCUGCAGCGAGUCAGCGACCACAGUCUGUUUUCUUUGGACCGCUACACGGCCCAGAUCAGAACACUUCGCUCCCUGACGGAGACGGACGAGGCCGAGCACCGCCUGCUCAUCCUGGUCAAAGACAACGGCAACGUGUCGCUCUCGGCGACGGCUACAGUGAUCGUCAAACUCGUGGAGCCCAAAGAGGCUUUUGCUGCUUCAGACGUGAAGAGUGUGGCCACGGUGGACGAGGAGGACAAUGUGACUUUUUACCUCAUGAUCACUUUGGGGUCGGUGACGCUCCUUUUCGUCAUCAGCAUCAUCGUGCUGAUCGCCAUGCAGUGCUCCAAAUCCACCGAGUACACUUCCAAAUAUCUGCAAGAAACCAAUUAUGAUGGCACGCUGUGUCACAGCAUCCAGUACAGAUCGGGAGACAAACGCUAUAUGUUAGUUGGACCCCGAAUGAGUAUUGGCUCCACCAUAGUACCGGGCAGCCACGCCAACACGCUGGUGCUCCCUGACAGGAGAAACAUUUCCGGGGAGGUAAGAAUCAUUAACGUAUUACAUUUUAUUAUGACUGUGAGAGAAUAUGCCACAUUAAAUCAAAAGUUGGCUGAUUGA
This is a messenger RNA of Syngnathus typhle (broad-nosed pipefish), 2424 nucleotides long. Its product is annotated as protocadherin alpha-3-like. The record is from RefSeq and is a predicted model, not a curated record. The transcript has a single exon. Gene Ontology annotation, cellular component: plasma membrane. Lineage: Eukaryota; Metazoa; Chordata; Actinopteri; Syngnathiformes; Syngnathidae. The coding region runs from base 1 to 2424 and encodes 807 amino acids. Gene Ontology annotation, biological process: homophilic cell-cell adhesion. Gene Ontology annotation, molecular function: calcium ion binding.